CUGAGUGGAUCGGGGCGGUUUUGGGGGGCUAUUGGGAUUUGUGGGGUGCUCCUUGAUCAGGAAAUGACCAACAGGGCAGACACAUUGUGUGCCAACGACUUUCAGCUCUCCGGCUCGAAGAAGAAGAAGAAAAAGAAGAAGAAUUUAAAGGAACGUGACGGAGAGAAAACGGAUGAAUGUGUGACCCCUCCCUUUUCUUCACCUUUUGAGCGUUCCUCUUCUUUUUCUGAGCCUGUUGAAUAUCAGGAUGUGGGAGACGGUGAGGCUCAUGGAAAGAAAUCCAAGAAGAAGAAGAAAGAGAAAAAAGCCAGCAGAGAGAGACUUGACUCCCAGUCAGAUAGAUUUUCAGUUGUGGCAGAGAGUGAGUUGAACAGUGACGCUGGUACCCCCACACGCAAUAAGAAGAGAAAGCAGACACGUACGCCCAAGGAGCCAGAUGCUGGUGAUGUAUUCUGUGUACCUGAGACUCCAGAAGUGGUCAGCAAUCCACCAGAGGAACACUUUGAAAAUGUGGCACGCGUUUACGAAAGCACGCCCUUAAAGAAGAAACAGAAGCAUGCCUCUUCAUCCUUAGCAGGGCAAGCUGAGGCCAGGCAGGCUUCAGUCUGGGAUACUAAUGACAGAACAGACUCCACAACCCCAAGCAAGCGAGAACAGAUGGAACUUAGCAAAACGGUGGACACGGAGGUGGAUAUCUUUGCGUCCCCUACCCACUCCAGGAAAACGCAGCGUUCAGGUCUUUCCCCGGAGAAGGAAACGCAGGCAAAUGCUGACUUGAGCCAGCCCAAGGCAGGAAAGAAACGGCAGAAACAUAAAAAAUUGCACAGGACUGACGCUUCAGAUGCUGCCGGCGAUGGGCUUGCAGUAGAAGAAACUGUAAGUUUGGGCUUAAAUUCUGGGCAGGAAUCUAAACUCUCUCAUGUUUACGAAGGAACAUCCUUUAAAAAGAAAAAGAAGCGUGCCUCUGCAUUAUUAGCAGAGCGAGCCUCAGACAGGGAUACUGACGACAGGGCUGACUCAGUGUUCCCAAGCGAGCAAGAUCAGACGGAUGUCAGCGAAACAGGGGAAACGGAGGUGGAUAUCUUUGCAUCCCGUACCCCCGUCCGGAAAACACAGCAUUCGGGUCUUUCCCCGGAGAAGGGAAAUGCUGACUUGGGCCGCCCCGAUGCAGGAAAGAAGCAUAAAAAAUCGCACAGGACCGACGAUUCAGAUAGUGCCUUUGACUUAAAAUCUGAACUUGCUCAUGUUUCUGAACGAACGCCCUUAAAGAAGAAAAAGAAGCAUGUCUCUUCUUGCUUAGCAGAGGGAGCCUCGAUCAGGGCUACUAAUGACCAAAUUGACUCUGCAACCCCAGGCGAACGAGAUCAGAUGGAGGCCAGCGAAACAGGGGACACAGAGAUGGGUCAUUUUGCGUCCCACGCUCCUUCCCGGAAAAAACAGCAUUCAGGUCUUGCUCAGGAGAAGGAAGACCAAGUGACAGAUGCUGACUUGAGCCACCCCCAUGCAGGAAAGAAGCCGUGGAAGCGUAAAAAAUCGCACAGGACCGACGAUUCGGAUGUUGCCUGCAAUGGGAUUGCAGUAGAAGAAACUGUAAGCUCAGGUUUACAAUCUGGGCAGGAAUCUAGACUUGCUCAUGUUUCUGAGAGAACGCCCUUAAAGAAGAAAAAGAAGCGUGGCUCUGUAUCUGUAUCAGAGCAAGCCUUGAUCAGCGAUACUAAUGACAGAAUUGACUCCGCACACCCCAGCGAGAGAGAUCAGACGGACCUCAGCAAAACAGCAGACAAGGAGAUGGAUGCCGUUGCAUCCCUCACCCCCUCCCGGAAAACACAGCACUCAGGUCUUUCCCAGGUGAAGGAAAAGCGGGCAGAUGCUGACUUGAGCUGCCCAGAUGCAGGGAAGAAGCGGCAGAAGCGUAAAAAAUCCCACAGGACGGACGAUUUGGAUGCUGCAGGCGACGGGCUUGCAGUAGAAGAAACUGUAAGCUCAGACUUAAAAUCUGGCCAGGGUUCUAAACUUACUCAUGUUUCUGAACGAACGCCCUUAAAGAAGAAAAAGAAGCACAUCUCUGCUUGCUUAGCAGAGGGAGCCUCGAUCAGGGAUACUAAUGACCAAAUUGACUCUGCAACCCCAGGCGAGCGAGAUCAGAUAGAGGCCAGCGAAACAGUGGACACAGAGAUGGGUCAUUUUGCGUCCCACGCUCCCUCCCGGAAAAAACAGCAUUCAGAUCUUUCCCAGGAGAAGGAAAACCGAGUGACAAACGCUGACUUGAGCCACCCCCACGCAGGAAAGAAGCCGCGGAAGCGUAACAAAUCGCACCGAAGCGACGAUUCGGAUGCUGCCCGCAGUGGGGUUGCAGUAGAUGAAACUGUAAGCUCGGGUUUACAAUCUGGGCAGGGAUCUAGACUUGCUCAUGUUUCUGAGAGAACGCCCUUAAAGAAGAAAAAGAAGCGUGGCUCUGUAUCCGUAGCAGAGCAAGCCUCGAUCAGCGAUACUGAUGACAGAAUUGACUCCGCGCACCCCAGCGAGCGAGAUCAGACGGACCUCAGUGAAAUAGCGGACAAGGAGAUGGAUGCCGUUGCAUCCCUCACCCCCUCCCGGAAAACCCGGCGUUCAGAUCUCUCCCAGGCGAAGGGAAAACGGGUUGCGGAUGCAGACUUGAGCCGCCCCGAUGCGGGAAAGAAGCGGCGGAAGCGUAAAAAAUCCCACAGGGCCGACGAUUCGGAUAGUGCCGGCUCGGACUUAAAAUCUGGGCAGGGAACUAAACUGGCCACCUCAAAGGGCAGUCAUAGGUUACGGAAGUCCCGGUUGCCCGUCCAGACAGAUGUGCAAGACUCGUCUUCCACUGGGCAGCCCGCUUGGGAAACGUGUUCCCUAAUGGACGAUGACCUUCCAGAGUCUUACGGCUCUGCUUACUCAGAUCUGGGGACGGCUACCAAGGAGCUGGAGGAAUUCAUUCCCCACGUGAGGAGCCUCACCGAAGAAUCAAUCCAGAAACUGGCUUACCGCGAUCUAGCCAGGUUUAAAGAAUUUAAGAAACAAGGGAUUGCGGUGAAAUUUGGUAGGUUUUCCAAGAAAGAGAACAACUUGCUGAAGAGAAAUGUGGAAGAGUUCUUGAACGAAAGCGGGAUAGAUAGUGCGGAGAAACUCUUGUUCACUCACAGAUUUCCCGAGGAGAGAGGAGCCAUCAGCAAGCUGAAAUGCGAUCUUUUAUUUGGGGUAAAGAUUGCUGAAGGACUUCCGCGGCCCUGGAGGCUCGUAUAUUACCGCGCAAGGAAAAUGUUUGACCCGCAGAAUUACAACGGACGAUAUUCCGAGGAAGAGAAGAAGAAACUCAUGGCGUAUCAAGCCAUACACGGCAACAACUGGAAGAAGAUUUCUCAGCUGAUGACUCGAAGCAGCCGCUCGGUCGCCUGGAAAUAUUCUCAUAUCAAGUGCCAGCCCAAUUUCGGCCCGUGGAGUCAGGAAGAGAACAAGAAGCUGGUCCGAGCCGUCGAGGCUGUCUUAAGGGCUAAAGCGAAAGGGUUGGACUCCGCUUUGGACAAGGAGGAUCCUGAGCAGGUGCUCAUGGUGGUACGUGAAAACCUCUACCGGGGCAUCCCGUGGACUCAAGUCGAGGCCGAAGUGGGAACCAGGAAUUGGAAACAAUGUAAAAAGAAGUGGGAUUUAAUUGUAACCAAGAGGAUGUCCAAGGGGCAGACGAAGAGUUAUGGUACUGAAAAUGUGAAGUUCAAGAUCGACCUCAUUGAAAGGUUGCACAAACUAAACAUUGAGGACGAGAACGAAAUCAAUUGGGAAGACUUCACCGACGUCAUAAGAAAUGUCACUCCAACCUAUGUCCAAAGCAGAUUUUACAAACUCAAGAAUCAGUACGUCCCCUCUUGGAGGAAAAAAGACUUCCCGGAUAUUAUUGAUUACCUUUACAAAGAGACGCUGCCAAAGUUAAAGUCGACAUUCGGGAAAAGGACAGCCAAAGAGACCCCAGCUGCAGAAGAGCCAAAGCAGAAACAGGCCUUCCGAUUCAGCGACAUCUUUCAGGACUUGACCUCUGAAGAGGACGAGGAUUAAUUGGUCACUGGAAUGCGUUAGAACUCCGUGAGUUCAUCCCGCUAAUAUCAGUAUUGGCAAGAAAGGCAACACCUUUCAUAUUCGAAAGAAAAAGAGCUCUAUAUUUUUUGGGGGGUUGUAUUUAAUGUUUGAUUGUUGCUUCUUCAAAUGGACUUGUAAAAAAAAAAAAAGAGGGGGCGCGUAGACGCCACUACAGCUUGCUCUCCACUGCUGAAGAAUCUUUUGGCAAAGAUGGCAGUGAUUGGUACUUUCUGGCAUUGGCGAUAGCUUUCUAUGGGCAUGCCCUGUGCCUAUCCCAAGAUGGCGGGUGUCACUGUCUUUAGAGGAUUUUCUGGUGGCGGAGCAGCGGCAAGAGGGAUGGAUGUCCACCAAAACUCCGACCGUGGUCUAAGAGUGGACUGUGAAUUGUUGGAAAGAUGGACAGCUUAGAUAACCCAGUAUUGGUUCUGGAGUUGACUGCCGUGCACUUUCUCUAUCCCAGUUCUGGGCUAAGCUGGAUGGCCCAGUCUUGGCCUGGGCUCUCCCUAAACCUACUCUGCCUGGAGCAGGCAUGGGUGACAGCCUCCAUUGCCCCUCAGGUAUUAAAAAAGAAGAGUCACUUUCGGACCAGCUUUUGGCAUGGCCAGCGCACAGGGAUUUUAUGUGCUGUAGUCCAGAACAGCUGGAGGGCUUUCCCAGUCAAGAGAGAGACCUGGUUCGCACGUAACGACAAAGCAUCACGGGUUGAUUUCUGUACAGGGAUUGCCUGUACCGUGCUGACUGUCAUUUUUAAAAUGCACGCUGAAGCGGGGGUGCACCGCGGUUUGUUGUUACGUGGGAACCCGGCCAGCGUGGGUUGUUGGGGUGCUUAGCACACCACCCGGAACCCGUGUCCCCCUCCUCCCCCCGCUACACCACAGCUCGCAUUUUAGAAAUGGCAGCCGCAACGCCAAACCCCAUUUGGGAAUUAUCCCACGAUGGCUUGUCGUUACGUGUGAACUUUCUCCUCCGGGAACGAGACAGCAUGCAUGCGUGAAUGGGUUGCACCAGCCCUUUGCGUAAGCGUCUGCCACAGUUGAAUGAGCCCCUGAAGCUAUCGUGCGCUGUGAAGAAGGCCCGGAUGUCCCUCCUUGGACUACCUCGAGCGAAUGGAGUCAAUGGAUCCUUGAGUGAAGCGGCUUAUGCUGGCUCACGCAGUUGCUAAGCUGAAAAGGCCCAAGGCUGUUUUAGACCUGCAUUGGUUCUUCUGGAGAUCACUUGAUUUGGAAAGCAGAAGAGGUGGUAGCCCUUCUAAUGGUCCACCUACAAAGACGAACCAAAUCAUGACAAUUUCCCCAGCGAAUAAAGAAGCCCCCCUUUCCGCUGGUUGCCUUUGGACACCACGGCUGCCCGGUCCGCGGGUUGGAUCCAUGCUUAGAGCAGACCCACUGGAAUCAAUGGGCAGUAUCCAAGGUUAGUCCGAUGUAGAGGAGACCCGUUGGAAGUUAGUCCCAUUCAUUUCAAUGGCUCUACUGUACAUCAGACUAACGUUGGAUACUAUCCAAUGAGUCAUGACUGGCUUAACUCCCAUUGAUCUGAGCGGGUCCGAUCCAGCAUUGCCCAACCUGGUGUUCUUCAGAUGUUUAGGUCACAACUCCCAGCGUUCCUGAAUGCUGCUUGGAGCAGAUGGGUGUGGGAGGUUUGAAAUCCCCAAACGUUUCACGUUGGAGAAGAGUUGGCCUCUUCUGUGCUUGACCAACUCUGAAUCCAGCCCCAUCUGGUCCUAGUUACUCCGUUCCAAGCACUGAAUGCAUGUCAUGUAAAUUUUAUUUUUUUACUAUUUUUGAAGACGUUUUUCUACUGGAAAUGGAAAUAUAUUUUAAAGUAUUUUAAGAAUUUACGCAGAGUAAUAUUUGUACGUUACUUCUAAUAAAUGCUUUCUCCAGAAACGGCA
Messenger RNA from Elgaria multicarinata webbii, 5977 nucleotides. It is a transcript of the gene TTF1, whose product is annotated as transcription termination factor 1. Gene Ontology annotation, biological process: termination of RNA polymerase I transcription. Gene Ontology annotation, cellular component: nucleolus. Gene Ontology annotation, molecular function: chromatin binding. NCBI's taxonomy places the organism in Eukaryota, Metazoa, Chordata, Lepidosauria, Squamata, Anguidae. The transcript is spliced from 11 exons. The record is from RefSeq and is a predicted model, not a curated record. Bases 64 to 4065 code for a protein of 1333 amino acids.